This is a messenger RNA of Daldinia childiae, 609 nucleotides long. RefSeq lists its product as uncharacterized. The record is from RefSeq and is a predicted model, not a curated record. The transcript is spliced from 2 exons. Lineage: Eukaryota; Fungi; Ascomycota; Sordariomycetes; Xylariales; Hypoxylaceae. Bases 1 to 609 code for a protein of 202 amino acids.
AUGAGGGCGGACUCCGAGCCCCCACCCGCCAAGCGGCACCAACCAGAUACUCUCGACAAAGACCCGCGGGCCCUUUUAAGAGCCGCAAGCGACAUUGGCCCAAGGGUAUCUUCCAGCCAGAAGUCAUUCUUAAAAGUAAACUUUUUAAGCGACCACGGAUACACAUACGACAGUCUAGAACUCCGCGCGCCAGAACCUCCUAUCUCAGUAGCGCAGGUCGACCCACAAAGCUUCGUCACUCCAGGCCUCGAAAGCUUAGCCCGGGAUCUAGAUAUUCCGAAGCGAUACAAGCCAAAAGAAAGUAAACGAGACCUGCGGCCUUCCGAACGCGGGUACUGGCUCGUAGACUGUUCGGCUUGGGAUCCGCAGCUCAAACGCGAUGCUUGGGCGUACCUUGCAAACUAUGUCGGGACUGGCGUUGCGGGAUGGGGCGUCUCGUGUAGGAGGGACAGGGAAUUCCAGACUCUCCGGGUUUACUGCUGGGGCUUGGUAACGGCGCAUAUCUACUUGCUAUUAUAUCUGGCCAGCCAGCGGAAGAUUCUGUAUACUGGCAGCUCUUGGAUUGAUAGCGAGGAUAUCCUAGUUAUUGUCAUGCAAACGAGAGAAUAA